UGAGCCGGGGCUAUGGAGCCCCCUUUCCCCGCGCUGCUCUGCCUGCUCGGCCUCCUCGCCACCGCCUCCGGAGCAGCCGAAUGCCCUUCCUCUGCUUGGAUUCCAUUUAGAAGUAGCUGCUAUAUUUUUCUUCAAGGCACAUUCGAUGAAUUGGACAGUAUUGAUGAUGCCAGAAAUCGCUGUAAAGGCAAUGCUUCUGGAGCAGACAUUAUUAGUAUAAAAAAUAAAGAGGAGAAUACCUUUAUACAAGAAACAUUCAAAAAUCACUGGCAAGGCCCUGAUUAUAUUUCAUUGGGCAUGUUCUUUGACACAGAUGAUAAUGCUUUUAAAUGGUUUGACAAGUCGGAAAUGAAAUUUACCAAUUGGAUUGAAGAGGAGAGCAAUGAGGAACUCCUGAACACAUGUGCUUCUAUGUACACUAAGUCUGGGGAAUGGAAAAAAAUCAGUUGUGAAGAUCUUCCUCUGACAGGGACCCUUUGUAAAACAGCCUUUGCAUAUGAAAAGAAGUACUUACCAGAUAAAACUGCUUUGACUACCACCUUGGUCAUAAUUUUUACCAUAGUUGUGACAGUUUCUGCAGCAUUAUUUUGGUUCCUGUACAAAAGAAAUAUUUCUUCUGGAGUUUUAUGUAUAACACACCAUUCAACAGCUGAAAUGCCAUACAAUGAUGAAACUGUUCUAAUAGAUGAAGAAAAUGAGUAUACUGCUUAAAAUCAUCUAGAUCUUGCAAUCUACCUGAGCCAAUCAGAUGCGGUGUUUGAACAGAAGCAACAUUCUGAACAGUGAGCUGGUCCUCCAGGGUGCCUAGAAGGGUUGAGACACAUAACAGUACCUUCAGGCUGCAUAGAGGGCAUUGGUCACUGGUGUAUCAUCAGUAUUGCCAUGUCUGGCUAUAAAUACAAAUCAGACAGCCAGAAACUCCAAGAGCUUAAAGAAAGGUAAAGAAAAGAAGCUGAAGGAUGUCAAUCAGUGGUCUAAUUUUUCUAGUCAGACAAGGCCUCUCAACAGCCUGGUUCAAGCAACGCGGAAACUGGAUGAAGAAAAACAGCAAUAUUGUGGUGAUUUCAAUAUAGAGUAUGUGGAAAUUGAAGGACAGCAGCCAGAUGAAUAGUGAUUCCAGUCUAAUGACUUCCAAAGGUAAUCAUGGUAAUAUUACCAUCAGACUCAAGUUUAACAAGCAGGAGAAAGUAGUGCUGCAUUUCUUACUGAUGCGUGUUGGGGUCCCCCCCCCCUUUUUUUUUUAAGAUUCAGGAUUGUGGCUAAACACAUUAGAUUGUUAAUCCAAAAAAAAAAAAAUUUGGUGUACUGCAUUUCUUCAAAAUUCAGAAGCUCUGGAAGUCAAUACCAAAAGAUGUUGAUAGCCAUAGUUUUCCUGAAUUUCUUCUCAAAUGCAAGACUUCGUAUAAGAAAAAAAGAUUCUGCGAGACUAGCUCAAAUCUAUUUUGGGGAAGGAACUUGAACUGCCAUUACUUAUCUUACUUAAGGAGAUUUACAACAACAAAAAACUACUAAUUUUCAGUGAAGUGUGCAUAGCCUUAAGAAUUUUUUGUGCACUGCCGGUGAUUGGCAGAAGCUGAAAAAAGUUUCAGCAAGCUAGCACUCAUCAAAAACUGUAGAUUAUCUACUGUGGCACAGGGAACACUUAUGUCAUGUUGUCAUUUUGUCUACUGUGUGUGAACUCAAGAAAAAAAUAAAUGUAGUAAGAUCAUUUGUGAUUUUGCAAUGAAAAAGGCCAAACUAAAGUUGUAAAGUGAUUAAGGCUUGUGUGUGCCCUUUCCAAAAUAAAAUAUAUUUU
This is a messenger RNA of Emys orbicularis (European pond turtle), 1795 nucleotides long. It is a transcript of the gene CD302, whose product is annotated as CD302 molecule. The transcript has 7 exons. The record is from RefSeq and is a predicted model, not a curated record. Gene Ontology annotation, molecular function: signaling receptor activity. The coding region runs from base 13 to 711 and encodes 232 amino acids. Lineage: Eukaryota; Metazoa; Chordata; Testudines; Emydidae.